Alligator sinensis (Chinese alligator) is the source of this 1608-nucleotide messenger RNA. It is a transcript of the gene STX4, whose product is annotated as syntaxin 4. Gene Ontology annotation, biological process: intracellular protein transport; vesicle fusion; exocytosis. Gene Ontology annotation, molecular function: SNARE binding; SNAP receptor activity. Gene Ontology annotation, cellular component: SNARE complex; endomembrane system; plasma membrane. The transcript is spliced from 8 exons. The record is from RefSeq and is a predicted model, not a curated record. The coding region runs from base 162 to 824 and encodes 220 amino acids. Lineage: Eukaryota; Metazoa; Chordata; Crocodylia; Alligatoridae.
GGGGAGGGGGGCUCUUCCUACCCCCCGGGGCAGUUGUUGGCACCCCUGAUCUGCCCCAGGCGCGGAGGGUGCGCGAGGUGCUGCGCACACUGGCACAGAAGGUGGCCGAGCUGGAGAAGCAGCAGAGCACGAUCCUGGCCACGCCCCUGCCCGAGGACGGCAUGAAGCGCGACUUGCAGCGGCUGCGGGAGGAGAUUCGGGAGCUCGCCAAGGACGUGCAGGCACAGCUCAAGGCCAUGGAGCCCAAGAAGGGGGCUGAGGACGAGAACCACAACACAGUGGCUGCCCGCAUGAGGCGAACACAGCAUGGGAUCCUGUUCCAGCAGUUCCAGGCGCUGAUCAACCAGUGCAACGCCAGCCAGUCGGCCUAUCGCGACCGCAACGUGGAGCGCAUCCAGCGCCAGCUGCAGAUCACCGGCGGCGGGGGGGUGUCGGGGGAGGAGCUGGAGCAGAUGCUGGAGACGGGGCAGACUGAGGUGUUUGUGUCCAACAUCAUGAAGGACACGCGGGUGACAAAGCAGGCGCUGAACGAGAUCGAGACGCGUCAUGGCGAGAUCCUCAAGCUGGAGCGCAGCAUCCAGGAGCUGCACGACAUGUUCACCUACCUGGCCACCGAGGUGGAGCUGCAGGGCGAGAUGAUCGACCGCGUCGAGAAGAACAUCCUGGACUCGGAGGACUACGUGCACAAGGGCCAUGAGCACCUGGCGGCCGCCCGUGAGAGCCAGCACAAGGCCCGCAAGAAGAAGGUGAUGAUUGCCAUCUGCCUCUCCCUCACGGUCGUCAUCAUCAUUAUCAUCAUCGGCGUCGCCAUCGGCACUGGCUAGCAUCGCCCCUUCCCGCCCCCCUUCCCGCCACCUGGCCACAGCCUAUUGGGCAGGGCUUGGAGUAGGGGGCUGGAUGGGUUUGGGGGCGGAGCCAGGGUGAUAGAGGGGUGGAGCCAAGCUCCCUGCCCUCAGAUUCCUGCAGUUCCAACCUCCCCGCACCUCCCCCAGCCUUCAAGCUGGGUGGGACCCUUGCACUGACAGACAGACAAGCUGAGGCUACUUCCUGUCUUGGGUGGGGCCACUUCCUGCCAGUUGAUUUUCUCCUGUGGUCCCGCCCUUCCUUUUUCACUUCUGGUCCGGGCCAUUUCUCCCCUCCCCCUUCUAGAUUUGUGGCCCACUUCCUGCUGGGGGUGGGCCUUGCCCCUCUCUCCUAGACCCACUUCCUGUCUCACCCUGCUGGGGGGCAGGGCCCACUUCCUGUCUCACUGGGCAUCACUUCCUGUGGCUGCCACCAUGUGCUGGCAGGCUUUAAAGGGGCGGGAGCCUGGAUGCCUGGUUCUUCGUGCCCCUCUCUUAACACUGCCUUGUGCCCUCUGUGCCUUUUUUAGGGGGGGGACCCUGACUUGUCCCCCCACAUCACUACAGCACACACCAGUAUUAACCCCUUCCCUCCUGGGCGCCCGGUCCCCUGGGUCCCUGGGGUGGGGCCAAGCCCCCGGAUGCCUUGGUCUGUCUUUCCUCUUGAAUGUAAUGUGGGCGGGUUUGGGAUUUCUCAUUUUGGGGGUGGGAAUUCUGUAUUUUGGGGGCGAUGGAGAAUAAAUGCACUUUGUGACCUGUUGUGCCU